This is a messenger RNA of Amphibalanus amphitrite, 2315 nucleotides long. RefSeq names its product zinc finger protein 771-like. Gene Ontology annotation, cellular component: nucleus. The transcript has 3 exons. The record is from RefSeq and is a predicted model, not a curated record. Lineage: Eukaryota; Metazoa; Arthropoda; Thecostraca; Balanomorpha; Balanidae. Bases 76 to 1467 code for a protein of 463 amino acids.
GCCAGAUACAAGAGACGGCAGAAAUAUUUACAAAAUAAGAAAGAUGAGUGGUCCAUUUGGCUGAAAGCAGCGGCCAUGGAGGCGCCGCACCCGCUGGCCAUGAUGCCGGCCGGGAUGGGCGUGGCCGUGAAGGAGGAGUGGGAGCGCCAGUCGCCGGUGUCGCUGCACUCUGCUCACCUGCAGCACGGCAGCGCGGCGACCAUCCUGGCGCCGCUGGGCCGGCCCGGCCACGCGCAGCACCCGCUGCCGCUCAGCAUCAUGAGCGUCACCAUGCAGGAGCCGGACUGUCUGCUGCUCGGUAACGGCAGCGCUGGCGGCGGCGGCACCGCGGCCGCCCGGCCCCCACCCGAGCCGUGCCGUUGCGAGCAGUGCGGCAAGGUGCUCUCGUGCGCGGCCAGUCUGCGCCGGCACCAGGUGACCCACUCGUCGGAGCGGCCGCACGCCUGCGCCGAGUGCGGCCGGGCCUUCUCCACGGCCGCCUACCUGGCCGCCCACCAGAGCACGCACACACAGGAGCGGCCGCACACGUGUCCCGUCUGCGGCAAGGGCUUCACGCGCUCCACCGGCCUCAACCGGCACAUGGAACUGCACCUGGAGGGUCGCCGACUGCCGGCGCCGCCGCCGGCCGUCAGCUCGGCCGCGGCCGGAGGGGCGCCGCCGCCGGCGGCCACGGUGCCGGCGGCCGCGCGCCCGCCGCCGCCGGCCGGCGCCAGCCCGGCCGCCCAGUGCGGCGUCUGCGGGAAACACUUCACUCGCGCGCUCAGCGUCAAGGCGCACAUGCGGAUCCACACUGGCGAGCGGCCGCACAAGUGUCCGCUGUGCGCCAAGGCGUUCAAGAACGCCUCCCACCUGAAGGUGCACAGCCGCACGCACACCAAGGAGCGCAGCCACGCCUGCGAACACUGCGACAAGCGGUUCGCCGAGUCGAGCAGCCUGCGCCGACACAUGCUGGUGCACACGGGCGCGCGGCCGUACGAGUGCGAUAUCUGCGGCAAGGAGAUGCGCUACCUGUCCCACCUGAAGGCGCACCGGCGCAAGCAUACCGGCGAGACGCCCUACCAGUGCAGCCUGUGUGGCCAGCUGUUCCGGCUCUACCAGACCUACCGACUGCACGUUAAGAAACACGAGGGCCAGCUGCCCACGUGCGACACGUGUGGCAAAACGUUCAGCAGCCGCACGCGGCGCGACGAGCACGCGGCGCUGCACACGGCCGGCGUGAUAAACGAGCGCGGCGAGGCGCCGCCGCCGCCCGGCCGGCCGCUGGGCCUGGCGCACCAGCCGGCGCCGGCGCUGCCGCCGCACCCUGGCCGGCUGCCGCUGCGUCUGGACACGCUGCUGGGCCGGCGGCCGGACGGCCCGCAGCUGGCCGAGCACCGGGCCGCCGACAGCCUGCUGGACCGCCGGCUGGACGAGCCCAUGGACGAGCUGUCGGUGGACGGGCCGCCGCCGCCGCCGCUGCCGCAGUGAGGGCGGACCGGGCGGGCGCGGAGCGGAGCGGAGAGCAGUGAUCUGACCGGCAGGGAGCGGGCGGCGGCGGACGGUCGGCGGGAUUUGCCGCCUCCACAGCCAGCGGGGCGACUGGGGCCGGCGCGUGUUUUAACUAGAAGAGCUGCAGAGGUGCGGGCGGCGGCUGACGGAGGCGGCUUACGGGCGGCCGCUCCGGAGACUCAGGUGAUGUGUGAAUCCCGUGUUUACGCACGAAUUUGACCAGUCCGUGCGAGGUGACGAGCCGCGCCGCUAACGACCGUUGUACCAGAUAUAUACCUAUCAACGGCGUUACGCUGUGUAUAUUUUUUCCGUUUUAUCUUCAAUAUUUUAUGUUGUGUGCAGCUUGUUCAUGUUUCGAAGGACCAGCUCUGGAAGUGCCGUGCGGGCUCAGUGCCUUUGUUCCCUUUCAAGGGAAACAGUCAUGCUGGCAACGAGUCAAUUUUUGCCCAAAUUGUGGAUGUGGUUCAGCUUUUAUUGCUGCCAAGUGACAGCAGUGCAGACUUGUUCGCUUGCCUUGUGCAUGGACGCGUGCGUUCGGACGCUGUUGCACACCUGCGCACGUUAGCUAGUGGUCGUAGGCAGGGAAGUGACAGAUUCGGUACCGUUCUGUGCCGACCGCUGCCGUUGGGCGCCUAGUCUAGUCGGGCCUCGAUCGGUGGGGGCCCGUACCUGCCUUACCGGACGCGCCUGUCCGCGGCGGCCCGCCGGUGUGGUCUGUCCGUUCUCAGUGAUUGUGGCGUCCCGGAGUUUCCUUUGGGAGAAGCCGACUGCGGGCCACUGACGUGUCGCCGUGUCGGUGACGAAAUACAGUGUCUGUGUUAUCGUAA